This is a messenger RNA of Equus quagga, 1234 nucleotides long. RefSeq names its product HIG1 hypoxia inducible domain family member 1B (gene HIGD1B). Gene Ontology annotation, biological process: mitochondrial respirasome assembly. The transcript is spliced from 4 exons. The coding region runs from base 821 to 1120 and encodes 99 amino acids. Lineage: Eukaryota; Metazoa; Chordata; Mammalia; Perissodactyla; Equidae. The record is from RefSeq and is a predicted model, not a curated record. Gene Ontology annotation, cellular component: mitochondrion.
AUCAUGACACUGCCAUUUACAAGCCAUGUACCCUUGGAUAAGAUAUUUAGCCUCUUGGAAGUUCAGUUCCCUUGUCUAUGAAAAAACUACUUCAUGCUAUACAGAAUAGUUGAAAAGUCUGAAUGCAAAUACCUGGCACAGAAUAGGCAUGAAUGCUGGUCACUGUUAUCUCUGUCACCUGAGUGAGCAUCACCUCCACAGGCAGUGUAAAGAGCUCUGGAGAUGUGAGGGAAGUCCCAGUUGUUUCAAACUCUUGAAUAAAUCUCCUUGGUCUAGAAACAUUCUUGAAGAGAUCAACACCUAGACCAGAGAGCCUGCCUCCCACAUUCGGGGCAUUUUAUUUAUAUCCCACAUUGUUCAUAAGAGUAUUUGAGACAGUUUAACUUGGGGAAGAACCCAGGAUCUCUACCCACUCUCGCCUCUAUAUUCCCACCUCAGCUUUCCACAUGAAGUCCAUCUCUGAUCCAGCCACUUACGUCUGUGGGAAUUAAAAGAUUGAAUCUAGUUAAGGGCUCCCCUCCAUCUGGUCUUUUGUUACUUUCCAGAGCUUAGAGCUCCAGCCUGGAACUCAGCAGAUGGGGGGUUAAGACUAAUGCCCUGUCCUAUCUCCUCCCCUCUCCAUUCCUAACUUCAAAGUCUCCAUAAAGCCUGUCACUGCUUCCCUGACCCUACAGUGGCAGCUCCAUCUUAGCUCUUGGCUGGUUCAAAACAGCAGAUGCUGAGCCCUGGCCCGGCUGCUCGCACUCCACUUUUCUAGCCAUCUCCUAGGGACUGGGCUGAAGCCUAGGAGCCCCAGCUGUUAACAUCUGGGGGCAGGAUCAUGUCUGGUAACAAAGGCUGGUGGGUACCACCUGAGGGCGAAGACAGCGUGUCUGAAAAGUUCCUGAGGAAGACCAGGGAGUCUCCGCUGGUGCCUAUAGGCUUAGGAGGCUGCCUGGUGGUGGCAGCAUACAGGAUUUACCGGCUAAAAGCUCGUGGUUCCACCAAGAUGUCCAUACACCUGAUUCACACCCGAGUGGCAGCACAGGCCUGUGCUGUGGGCGCCAUCAUGCUGGGUGCUGUGUACACAAUGUACAGAGACUACAUCAAGAGAACAGCACAGGAUGCCGGGGAGAAGUAGGAGUCCUAUAGGGCCUGGGGCAGUCAGACCCUCUUAAAUCAAUCCCUGGUAUGCUCCUAAUAAAGUAGUUUUGAGGAAAAUCAACGGUUUCUUCUCCACAUGAGGGAGGGCAGA